This is a messenger RNA of Mya arenaria, 3794 nucleotides long. Its product is annotated as sorting nexin-12-like. Gene Ontology annotation, cellular component: retromer complex; early endosome membrane. The coding region runs from base 36 to 530 and encodes 164 amino acids. Gene Ontology annotation, biological process: late endosome to Golgi transport; endocytic recycling. NCBI's taxonomy places the organism in Eukaryota, Metazoa, Mollusca, Bivalvia, Myida, Myidae. Gene Ontology annotation, molecular function: phosphatidylinositol-3-phosphate binding. The record is from RefSeq and is a predicted model, not a curated record. The transcript has 4 exons.
UGAAAACGUCAUCAAUUAUUGUGUAGGAGGAGAAAAUGGCACAAACUUCGGGUCCAACAGCAACAGCUCGGAUUCAGCCUAAGAAACAGACUUUGGAGGACGCUUAUUCUCCUCCAGCUAAUUUUUUAGAAAUAGAUGUUACAGACCCUGAAACUCACGGUGUUGCCAAGAAACGUUAUACAGAUUAUGAAGUCAGAAUAAGGACCAAUCUACCAGUGUUCAAAGUCAAAGAAUGCAGCAUACGAAGACGAUACAGUGAUUUUGAAUGGUUACGAACUGAAUUGGAAAGAGAUAGCAAGAUAGUGGUGCCUCCAUUGCCUGGGAAGGCAUUGAAGAGACAGUUGCCGUUUCGAGGAGAUGAUGGUAUUUUUGAAGAGGAAUUCAUAGAGGAGCGUCGGAAGGGCCUUGAAAUGUUUAUUAACAAGGUGGCCGGACAUCCCCUAGCCCAGAAUGAGAAGUGUCUGCAUAUGUUCCUGCAAGAGCCAGUCAUAGAUAAAAACUAUGUUCCAGGCAAAAUCAGAACCACCUAAUUAGUCAUGUCACCAUCUGCAAUUAAUAUCAUCUUAUAUCACACAGUCUUUUGUUGCCUUUUUAUUAGAUAUGUAAAAUAUGAGUCAAACUACCAGCAUCAAUGUUACGAUGGAAAUUUUAUGCUCUGACACUUUUUUUAUGGAAGUGUUAAGACCAAACAUGAGUGUUGCAGAAAUAAUUUUACAUGUAUGUGAGUAAUGGCAUUAGAUGAUUGUGAACAUUGUAUCUAGAACAAUUUUAAUUGAGAUUAAAUAACAAGAGCUGUUGUUGAUUAUGUUUAUACAUAUUUCAGACAUUGUGUAAAAUGUUUUUUUGCACAUUUGUAUGCUUCAAACAUAAUUUUGGUUGCAUAAGGAUACAAUACACACGCAUGUGUAGCUUGGAGAUGGUUUAAAACAGGGAUUAUACUAAGUAAUCUAUUUGUCUGCAUAUUGUUGAAACCAAAGUUUUCAGGUGAGGCAAGUUUUCUGUGAUAAAAAUCAGAUAUUUUUAAUGAUGUACUACUGUAAGCCACUAAGAGUGAUCCUUCACUUUGAUAACCUCUAUAUGACCAUUUUUAAAACAAACUAUUUAGUUUUUGAACUUGUGUAAUUCAUUUCACUUACCACUGUAUUUUUUAUAUUUUAUAAGCAUUAUUAAAGGAUACAAUGUAGAUAAUACCAAGAUGAUUUGAAUUGUAUUCAACUUUUGAUGAUUUUAUGACAUGUAGGGCAGUGAUCACAGCUUUGAAUAUCUUAAGCUUUCUUCAAAAACGGAGCACAUUGUAAUAAAUAAUGAACAUUUAUUAAGAAAAAUAUUUGUAAACUUAAGUAUUUAUGUUUUUGUCUGACCCUUUACAAGGACUUGUUUUGUUGUUACUAUGUGAUGGUUAAACACUGCUUCACUUAUGAACAUUAAAGUGUAUUUUUGAUUUUAUGCUUAUAAAGGUGUGCUGUGUAACAAUGUUUUCGAAAGCAAUACUUAUUUUAUAGUAAGAGUUUAAUAUAUCUUAAAAAAUCAAAUUCAUUACAAUCAAUCAUACGAAGUAUGGAACACAAAAUGAGCUGCUGGAAUGGAUGUAGGAAUGGUAGGAUAUACAUGAGUGUGAUUGGUUCGCAAUAUACUAGUAGAACACAAAAAUGUGUUAUGCUUUAUGCAUAAAAUGUUGUGGAUAUUAACUUGUCUGUUGAUUUUUAAAAGAUAUUUUUUGUUAUUGUUGUAGACUUGGUGUCAUUGUCAUAAAACCCAGAAAGGCUAGGUUGCCAAGGACAAUGUGCAGGUGAAGCAAGGCAUUGUUUGUGUGUCCUAAAAAUACAGAUUUUUUAAAGAACUUGCAUAGUCUAUAGUAAUUCAUGCUCAUAAUUUAGUAGUGAUAUAAUUUUAAAAUCUAGCAUUGUAUGUUUUACAGUAUAAAAAAUUAUAUCCGCACUUGUUGGUUUUUUCACUGUUUUGAAUAUUUUUGUUUCACUAAAUACUAAAAAAAGCAAACCUUAUGUUCCACUGUCUUUUUUGAAAGGAUACAGUAACAAAUGUAGCACUUUUUAAAUUUAUGUUCCAGAGUUGUCAGCGGUAACAAGCUGAUGUGUUUAUUUUAUUUCUACAAUUUAAUGUAUUUUUCAUAUUGUUAAGUUAUUUCCUUAUUGUUUAGAAUUUCCAAAUUAACAUAACAUAAUUAUUUCAGCAUGAAAAAAGUAUAUAUUUUACCAAUCUUCAUUUUAUUAUCCCUCACCAAAAGGUUCAGAGGGAUCUAUAUUUGGAGUUGUUGGUCCAUCCUCUUUUCCCCAGGGCAAACCUAUAGUUAUAUCACUACUAGACAGAAAUUAAUCAAACAUAGGUCAAGUGUGUAUAACCAUAGUGCACUGCUGCACAACUAAGAAGGAUCUGCAUUAGAGUUAUUGCUUUUUAAUUGAUGAAAAAAAACAACAUGAUAAACCUGUGGUGCAUGCACAUAGUUGUCAAGAUUGAAUGAGUACCAUUAGAGGUACUACCUUUAUUUAAUGAAUAGAUUAUUCCCCACCAAACCAAAUGUUGUUUGUUUGUUUUUUGGUAUAUUGUUUUCCUUGCCAUCAGUUUUGUAUUUUUUUCUCUCAAAGAAGGAAGCUCAAGUAAGAAUGUUCCCUUUUUUCUACAGCAACUCUGACAAAACAUUAACUAAUUUGCAUCUAAAAUAUGCCAACUCCACAAAAAGUGUACUCAGACUAUAAAUUAAUUUAAAACUUAUUACAAAUUUUGUUUUUAAUGUUCCAUCAACACCAGGUUUUGUUACUUUGAACUUCCAAACUUUCUCUUUUAGAAGUUUAUACACUUCUAAGAACUCAAUUUUGGAAGUUUUAGCCUAUCUCUUGGGAGUAAUAUACUUCCAAACUUCCUUUUGUGGAAGCCCUGUGAUUGGUCAUAUAAUGUUCAAACUUGGUCAGAAACUUAAUCAAGUCUCGACUGCUUGUAAAAGUUGGUCACAUGGUAACAAAAACUAGGUCACUAUGUUAAAUCUUAGAAAAAACCUUGUGAACAUGCAGCCUUAAUCUUAUCUUUGCAAUAUUUCUGGUCCAAUUUUCAUUAAACUUGAUCAGAAUGUUUGCCUUGAUAAACUUUUUUUAUUAGUAAAGCUGGGUAACUUGGGUAAGAACUAGGUUACUAGGUCAAAUCUUAUUACUUCACCAUUUACAUUAUUCUUUUAUUUCAAACAAUUGCAAACAAAGUCAUACCUCGUAUCCAAUGUUCAUAAGAGUCCAUCACCCUGCAGCCGAAUUGCAUGUUACAGUUGGAAUAUUUCAUCAACACUUGAUUUCCAUUCCAUCUACUUUGCCUUGUCAGGUGAGGGAUAUCAAUUCAACGAAUUUGCUUGUUAUAAUCAAAUAAACAUUUUGAUGACCAGUUUUAGCUGAUAUAUUUCCUUAUGAAGCAAAUAUCAAUAAAUAUUUCAAAAGAAAUUGUGAGAUUACAAUAGCAAAUUUCAUACUAUUUUUUUACCAAAUUUACUUUAAAAUAUUUUUCAUACAGUCCUCUUUGUGGAGUUUUGCUUAGAUUGGUGUCUUGAAAUGUUUAGUUCUUUACAAAUAAAUCCUAAGGCAGCGAAUAUCAUUUCUCAAAUUCACUUGACUUAACUUGAAAAUUGUUGUCAAAUACAGUGCAGCAAUCUGUUGUACAAAUAAACGGAAGAAUGAAGGGCAGAGCAAAUGUUUUUGGUAAACAAAUUUGUACAAAUAUGUUCUAAUGCAUUAAUUUGAUGCAGAAAUUAAUUUAAAACUUGUUCUUUUGUUGUAAAUAAAAUAGUUUUCCCCAAA